Molecule: messenger RNA, 848 nt
Organism: Coffea arabica (coffee)
Lineage: Eukaryota; Viridiplantae; Streptophyta; Magnoliopsida; Gentianales; Rubiaceae
Product: early nodulin-like protein 14
Cellular component (GO): plasma membrane
Molecular function (GO): electron transfer activity
Source: RefSeq, a predicted model, not a curated record
AAUCCCUAUACAAUACAGCUCCAUUAACUAGGAUUUCUCAGCACUUGGCAUUGUUGUUACAUUACUAGUAUUACUUGGUAUUUUCAGAAACGUUUCUUCUCUCCUGAUUUCUUAAAUGGCUUCUUCACUCAAAACUGUCUUUCCAUGUUUUGCCCUUGUCUUCUUCCUCUUCUCUUUGUCUGAAGCCAGAGAGUUUCUGGUUGGCGGCAAAGGAGGUUCUUGGAAGAUCCCUUCUUAUCCUGAUGAAUACAACAAAUGGGCUGAAAAAAAUCGCUUCCAAAUUGGAGACUAUCUCGUAUUGGAGUACGAUAAAAACAGCGAUUCAGUGUUAGAGGUGGUGGAGUCAGACUACAACGGCUGUAGCAGAGGGAACCCUGUUAAAGAAUUCCAUGAUGGGAACACCAAGAUUCAGCUGGAUCGAUCAGGGCCAUUCUACUUCAUCAGUGGAGCUGAUGGACACUGUGAGAAAGGGGAGAAGCUGAUCGUUCGAGUCCUGGCUGCUAAUCAUACUUCAGCAGGGAGCCACUCUCCUGCCCCGGCUCCUUCUCCAUCAACCUUGCAACAUGCUCCGGCUCCUGCUGCGGCCACCGGUGCUGGUCAUGCCCUCAAGCUUGGAUUCAUGGGAUGGCUUGCUUUGAUAGCUGCAAGUUUGAUAUUUGUGUUUGCAAUGGCUUAGUGAUCAUGAUGGAAUUUGGGUCGUUUGUGGUUGUGUUUAGGACCAUGCAUCAUGUUGACUAUGGUACUCUUUUCUUGAUUUGUUUUCGUUUUAGGUUGUUUUAGGGCAAACUUUGUUUCAGUCGUUUGAUUUCUGAUGUAUGAUAAUGAAUAUUGCGGUUGUCUUCUCUUUU